CUGUGAAAAGAAACACUCUCUGUUAUGUGCGAAUAAAAGUUCGUUGAAAACAGUGUGAAUUAAAAUUAUAAAUUUCGAUUGAUUUAAGUAAAGAAUUCGUGUAAUUUAGUUCAAAUAAAGCUUUGGAGUGCAUUUAUAAUGGCAACCUCUACCCAAAAUGCAAUCACACUCAAAGGUUCGGCUGCAAUCGUUGCGGAAUAUCUGAAUUACGGCAUAAACUCGAUCCUCUUCCAGCGGGGUAUUUACCCCCCAGAACAGUUCACCAGUGUGCAGCAGUACGGGCUAACGAUCCUUAUGUCGACGGACGACAAGAUUAUCGCUUUCCUACAAAAUGUCCUCGGGCAGGCCCAGGAAUGGCUGGCCCGCAACGAGAUCGAAAAAAUCACGAUGGUCAUUACGAACGUGUACACAAAGGAAGUGCUAGAACAGUGGGACUUUAAGGUGCAGGCUGAACCACCAUCGGCGGACGGAACGAAGGUCGACCCCGUUAACCCAACCGCUUCAAAGGAACUGAAAAAAAUACAAGCGGAAAUUCGGGACGUGUUGCGUCAGAUUGCGGCCACUAUCAGCUAUUUACCCCUGCUCGAGUGUAUCUGUACGUUCGACGUUCUGAUUCAUACGGUGAAAAACUGUGAUAUACCGGAAAAGUGGAAUGAAACCGACGAGGUGCAUAUUCCGAACGCCCAAACCGUUCAGCUGAAAUCGUUUUCCACCGGGUUGCAGAAAGUCGAUACGAUCGUGAACUACAAGCUGACAGACUGAAGGGACGUGGUUUUUCAAUUCCUUGUUCAGCUGGAGUGUGUGAAUUUCGAAUUUUGUAUUUGUGUUUGGUCAGUUUUUAAUUUGUAGCG
Molecule: messenger RNA, 851 nt
Organism: Wyeomyia smithii (pitcher-plant mosquito)
Lineage: Eukaryota; Metazoa; Arthropoda; Insecta; Diptera; Culicidae
Gene: mad2
Product: mitotic spindle assembly checkpoint protein MAD2A
Exons: 2
Coding region: 139-762 (207 amino acids)
Biological process (GO): mitotic spindle assembly checkpoint signaling
Cellular component (GO): kinetochore; cytoplasm; nucleoplasm
Source: RefSeq, a predicted model, not a curated record